AUCUUUUGUUCUGUAGUGAGGGGCUGCUGGCUCCCGCGUCUGUGAUUCGGCGGAAGAAAGACAGAAAUUCUGAAGCUCCUCCCAAAAAUCCUGCAGAAUGAAACACAUUGAAGAUACUGAAGAACAAAGAGUUGAUUGAAGAAAAUGAGGAGAAUGGAGAAUUUUAGUGAAGGUGAGGAGAAAAUUCAUGUUAAAACUGGAGAAAAACAUUUGAGUUGCUCUCAAACCAAACAGAAAGAUUUAAGGAAAAGAGCCAAAAAAUCAUUCACCUGCACUCAGUGUGGAAAGAGUUGGACAAGCAAAUGUGAUCUUGGUGUUCACAUGAGAGUUCAUACUGGAGAGAAACCAUUCACAUGUGAUAAGUGUGGAAAGAGAUUUUCAAACAAACAAAAUCUCAAUCGUCACAUCAGUGUUCACACUGGAGAGAGGCCGCACACAUGUGAUCAGUGUGGGAGGAGUUUCACACAAAAAGGAAACCUUAUGGUGCAUAUGAAAAUUCAUACUGGAGAGAAACUGUAUGCAUGUGAUCAGUGCGGGAAGAGUUUUACACAAAAAAGAAGCCUUAUGGAGCAUAUGAAAAUUCAUACUGGAGAGAAACUGUAUGCAUGUGAUCAGUGCGGGAAGAGUUUCACACAAAAAGGACACCUUAUGGAGCAUAUGAAAAUUCAUACUGGAGAGAAACCAUUCACAUGUGAUAAGUGUGGAAAGAGAUUUUCAAACAAACAUAAUCUCGAUUGUCACAUCAGUGUUCACACUGGAGAGAGGCCGCACACAUGUGAUCAGUGUGGGAGGAGUUUCACACAAAAAGGACACCUUAUGGAGCAUAUGAAAAUUCAUACUGGAGAGAAACCAUUCACAUGUGUUCAAUGUGGAAAGAGUUUCACACAAUCAUCAAGCCUUAAAAUACACAUGAACCUCCACACUGGAGAGAAACUGUAUGCGUGUGAUCAGUGCGGGAAGAGUUUCACACUAAAAAGAAGCCUUAUGGAGCAUAUGAAAAUUCAUACUGGAGAGAAACCAUUCACAUGUGUUCAAUGUGGAAAGAGUUUCACACAAUCAUCAAGCCUUAAAAUACACAUGAACCUCCACACUGGAGAGAAACUGUAUGCAUGUGAUCAAUGUGACAAAACAUUUUUGAGUGCUUCAGUCCUGAAGCAACACCUGACAGUUCAUUCAAAGGAGAAACCACAUUCAUGUCAUUUGUGUGGAAAGAGUUUUUCAUGUCUACAACAUCUGAAAAAACAUCAGAAAAUACACACUGGUGUGAGAGAGUACAUGUGCUUUGAGUGUGAAAAGACUUUUACUUCAGCAACCUGUUUAAAACAGCAUGAGAGGAUUCACACUGGAGAGAAACCAUACAAGUGUUCACACUGUGACAAGAGAUUCAGUCGGUCAGGAGACCUGAAAACACAUGAGAGGAUUCACUCUGGAGAGAAACCAUACAAGUGUUCACACUGUGACAAGAGAUUCAGUCGGUCAGGAGACCUGAAAACACAUGAGAGGAUUCACUCUGGAGAGAAGCCGUACACAUGUGAUCAGUGCGGUAAGUGUUUCACACAAAAAGGAAACCUUAUGGAGCAUAUGAGAGUUCAUUCUGGAGAGAAACCAUUUACUUGUGCUCAGUGUGGAAAGAGUUUCAAACAAUCAUCAAAACUUAAAAUACACAUGAACAUCCACAAUGGAGAGAAACCACAUGCAUGUGAUCAGUGUGGCAAAACAUUUUUGAGGGCUUCAGCCCUGAAGCAACACCUGACAGUUCAUUCAAAGGAGAAACCACAUUCAUGUCAUUUGUGUGGAAAAAGUUUUUCAUGUCUACAAUAUUUGAAAGUACAUCAGAAAUUACACACUGGUGUGAGAGAGUACAUGUGCUUUGAGUGUGAAAAGACUUUUACUUCAGCAACGUUUUUAAAACAGCACGAGAGGAUUCACACUGGAGAGAAACCAUACAAGUGUUCACACUGUGACAAGACAUUCAGUCGGUCAGGACAUCUGAAAAAACACGAGAGGAUUCACACUAGAGAGAAACAGUACAACAGUGUUAAUUUCGUUGACGGAUAAUUUUCGUCAUGAUUUUCAUGAUCCUGUCAUGAUGACAGGAACGAGACGAUAACAAAUAAAAACUCUUUUUGAAUGACAAAAACAAAGACAAUCAUCUAUUGCCAUUUUCAUCAACGAAUAAAAAUAAGACGAAAAUGUUAGGGAGGGACAAUUGGACAGAGAUCAUCCAAUCAGAAUGAAUCUCCUGCGUGGAAAGGAGGUGAGAUGCACACAUUUGAAUUGUAAUGCUCUGAUCACAAGUUUGCAUACACUUGCUGCAUAAAAUGUAAAACAAAUGUCAGUGCCUGGGAGUUAAGAAAGAGCACACCUAUGGAUAAAUUUGAAAAGUGUAACGAUGCGAAAGAGCGCUUAAUUCGGUCCGGUUUUCUGAGCGCACACAGCCGAAUCCCACACAAAAGCGUCUCUCAAAUAGCGCACGAUUACUGAAUUCAGUUCUCGCUCACAUCUUAACGGAGAAAUACACACAAAAUGAUCUCAAAUUGUCAGUUUUGAUGAGUAUUCACGUAAACACACCCGGUUACAUCUUAAGUGAAUGUAAACUAUUGGGAUAAUAUCGGAUGUGUGUUCCAGUAUAUUCCAGUUCCUUGCAUUCAGUUUUAAACGGACAGCAGACUAAUUUAGUUGCUGUUUUCUGUGACCUUAUUGUUAAUGAAUCAACAAAAGAAAGAGAGAAAAUCACUCACUUCUCUUGAAUGACUCACUUUAGUAGCCCUAAUAAGGAUUAUUCUAAUUUUAAUGUAUAUAAAUAAAUAUGCCUGCUUGAAAGAAUGAAGGAUGUUGUAUGCAAGUUGCUAUAUAUAGCCAUUGGUAUUUCAAAAGAGGACCAUGUACUUGUUUCUUUAUGAGAAGUUAUUUUAUUUUAUUUUGAGAUAAAGACAUGUGUCAAAGCAGUUAAAUCUGUGUCUAUAUUGCAUGUUCAAAUCGUUUAUAUUCCCAAAUGUUGAAUUCAUGAAUUUGGAAAUUUUAAGAGAAAUGCUUAAUAAAUGCAUUACACUGUUAGAUUUCAGUUGACUAAAUUUACUGUAGAUUUAGUCGACUAAAACUAGACUAAGACUAAAAACAAUUCAGAUGACUAAAAUGUGAUUAAAACUAAAUGGCAUUUUAGUCCAAAGACUAUGACUAAACCUAAAUCAAAAUUUGUUGUCACAAUUAACACUGCCGUAUAAGUGUUCACACUGUGACUAGAUUCAGUCAGUCAGGAGGAUUCACACUCGAGAGAAACCGUAUCACUGCACUGAAUGUGGGAAGCGUUUCAAUAUUUCAUCUUCUCGACACAGUCUUACAAAACACAUUCACAGUAAGUAGAUCAUCUUCAGAUCCAGCACUUUCAGUUCUGAUGCUGUGUCCUCAUCAAAUGUGACACAAUAAUGCAUCAAGCAAUAAAAUAUAAUUUCACAGUGAAUAAAGUUCAUCUUCAAAUCAAGCAGAUUCAACUGUGAGAUUCAGAUCAACACAAAGAUGGAGUUUCUCCCCAAAGAACAAUGUCAGAAAGUUUUAUUAUUGUAUAUAGUUUUGCUUAAUGAUAUAAAUAAUAUUGUUUUUUUGUUUUUUUUUACGAGUUUCAUAUAUUGUUCAAUUGGCGUUAUUGACAAUCAGACAGCAAAAGAAUGCCAAUGACUUUUCCUCACAUCAGGAGACUCUCAGGAUGGAUCUACCAUUUCAACAGUUUCAAAACAUUCAACAUUUCUAAAAGUUUCAAAGAGUUUUAAAUUGACUGGUUUUUAUAUUAAUUUAGAACUUCCAAAUAAUUGUCAAACUCUUAAAUGCACGUAUUCCUUGUAAUGUUCCUGACAAGUUUCAAUAAAAGUGUCUGUGAAAUGAACAAAUCUUAACGUAAUGGCAGAAAAACAAAUGCCAUGUCUUUUUUGUUUUCUAGAAGUCAAACAUCAGUUCUUUUCAGCUCUUUUCUAUAAUAAAACCGUUGACCACAGACCACUGUGCAAAUUUCUAAAACUAGUCAUCAGGACGGGUUCAGCAGAUCAAUGCUGCUGUUCACUGGAAUCACCACAGCUCAGUUCUGAAGACAAGAAAUAGUUUAAAUUCGUACAGCUGAUAAUCAAAAUGUCAUUGAAGUGAAUGCUACUAGUGUAGCUGUUCUGACAUGAAACAGCAUCGUUAGAGCAUUCCUGAUCACUGAGAAAAACCUGGGCUUUCAACUAGAGGUCUUCACGGGUCCACUUGGAUCUGAAAACCCGAGACCCUAGCGGGUUCGGGUACAAAACUUCUACGAGUGCCUCGGACACGGGUCGGGUUUGGUAUUAGCAGCCUCGGGUCUCGGGUAAUUAAAAUAAAUGUGCUUUUCCCAAAUGGACCCGAUUAAACCCGAAUUCUUUUAAACCUUCCCGUGC
Messenger RNA from Onychostoma macrolepis, 4406 nucleotides. Its product is annotated as gastrula zinc finger protein XlCGF57.1-like. The record is from RefSeq and is a predicted model, not a curated record. Lineage: Eukaryota; Metazoa; Chordata; Actinopteri; Cypriniformes; Cyprinidae. Bases 145 to 2058 code for a protein of 637 amino acids. The transcript has 3 exons.